AUGACUGACCUCCACUCCAUCAACGGUUGGAGCCAGCAAUCCGUCGGAUUUUCUCCCGACGACGCUUCAUUCCAAUGGGACUUCACUCGCGCUCCUAGCCCACAAAACAUGGUCAGCCAUUACAACGAUCUCCUACAACGUGCGGCUGAUUUCUACGCCAGUCUCGACCAUUCGUUGGAGGGCAUUUCUUCAUCAAACUCGGACCGCUCGUGUCCAUCAUCGCCCCAGCGACGGAUAUCGUCGACCAGUACAGCGGUGACCCAGGUCGCCAAUUCCAUUCCUGAUAAAAUCGAGAGACGGCGCGAGCAGAAUCGCUCCUCGCAACGUGCAUAUCGCGAGCGCAAGGAACGUCGGCAGAAGGAGCUCGAAGAACAGAUUGCACAAUGGCAGCAAAAACAUCAGCUGCUGUGUCAGUCGUAUUCGCAACAAAGCAAGGAAGUCGCCCGGCUCCAGGCGCAGAUCAAACAGCUGAACGACGAAAUCUUCCAGCUUCAGUCCGGCUUGCCUGCUCUGUAUGGGUCGCUCGGCCAGUUUCCCCAGGAGUUUGAUCUGGUGCCAUUCUACGUCGCCCCCAGCGCAAGUCCCGAGGCCACGCCACAACCAUCGCCGGCUUCUCCAUCGCGGUCUUGCUCUUAG
This is a messenger RNA of Capronia epimyces CBS 606.96, 636 nucleotides long. RefSeq lists its product as uncharacterized. Gene Ontology annotation, molecular function: DNA-binding transcription factor activity. Bases 1 to 636 code for a protein of 211 amino acids. Gene Ontology annotation, biological process: regulation of DNA-templated transcription. NCBI's taxonomy places the organism in Eukaryota, Fungi, Ascomycota, Eurotiomycetes, Chaetothyriales, Herpotrichiellaceae. The transcript has 3 exons. The record is from RefSeq and is a predicted model, not a curated record.